Acaulospora colombiana is the source of this 1143-nucleotide messenger RNA. The record is from the annotation of a GenBank genome assembly. Lineage: Eukaryota; Fungi; Glomeromycota; Glomeromycetes; Diversisporales; Acaulosporaceae.
AUGGACACCAAGGUUUCGGUUGUUGAUCCAGACAGUUUCACUUUCUCCUCGGAGGAUCUCGAGGAUCCACAGUUCUUCACCACGGAUCCUAAUGCGCUUCGAAUUCUCGAACACGCGUCGAAACUACUUGCCGAAGAUCAGGUGAUUGCAAUACCCACCGAGACAGUCUAUGGUCUGGCCUCGAAUGCACUUCAUCCUGAGGCCAUCAAAAAAAUAUACAAAGUCAAAAAUCGACCAUCGGAUAACCCUCUAAUAGUUCAUAUCUCCUCCUUGAAAAUGUUAAGGUCUUUAUUGCCGAACAACGAAAUACCCGUGAUUUAUGAAUCCGUAAUAAGAAAAUUCUGGCCAGGGCCAUUAACAAUAAUAUUGCCAAAAUCCGAUUUGAUCCCAUCCGAAAUAACGUGCAGUCAACCCACAGUAGCUGUCCGAUUCCCUUCACACCCUGUCGCUCGAGCAUUGAUAUCAAAGUGUGGGUUCCCAUUGGCCGCACCUUCGGCCAACUUAUCGGGAAAACCUUCACCCACUCUAGCAUCCCACGUGCUGACAGAUUUAAACAAAAAAAUAUCAUUGAUCAUAGAUGGCGGGCAAUGCAAUUUUGGAGUGGAGUCCACGGUGUUGGAUGCGUUUGGGACAAGGGGUCCAGUAAUAUUACGUCCCGGUGGCAUUACAUACGAGGAAUUGAUUAAAAUACCGGAGUUUGAGGAGCUGCGAGUGUAUAACAAGGAUUAUAUAGAUGAAAAACUCGAAAUGGCACCUACCACACCGGGAAUGAAGUAUCGCCAUUAUUCUCCUAACGCAAAAAUGGUGUUAAUAGACGCGGGUGGUGAUGUUGACACGAGAAAUAUAAUAGAGAGGGAAAUGCAAGGGAUGAUAGAUGAGGGGAUGAAAAACAUUGGAAUCUUGGUCACCAGAUCGAACAAGAUGUCGGGUAGUUUACAAACGACAUCACGGAAUAUCAUUGAAUACUCCUUAGGCGAUCCCACGUGUCCCGAACAAAUCGCCAGGGAACUAUUCAAGGGAUUGAGAUACCUUGAUGAGCGUAAGGUGGAUUGCAUCAUCGUGGAAGGGAUCUCUGAGGAUAAAGAGGGAUUGGCGGUUAUGAAUCGAUUACGUAAAGCCGCAUCUAGCACCCUAGUAGAAUAG